AUGAUUACUACAAUUGUAGUGGGAUUACAAGGGCACGAGACGCAGGGUGUAGGCACGGGGCCUAGGUCCUACAGAGAUUACAUAACUGGACUCGAGCCUAGCGUCCUAAGACAAAACAAUCCAGAACUCGAGCCUAGCGUCCUAAGACAAAACAAUCCAGGACUCGAGCCUAGCGUCCUAAGACAAAACAAUCCAGGACUCGAGCCUAGCGUCCUAAGACAAAACAAUCCAGGACUCGAGCCUAGCGUCCUAAGACAAAACAAUCCAGGACUCGAGCCUAGCGUCCUAAGACAAAACAAUCCAGGACUCGAGCCUAGCGUCCUAAGACAAAACAAUCCAGGACUCGAGCCUAGCGUCCUAAGACAAAACAAUCCAGGACUCGAGCCUAGCGUCCUAAGACAAAACAAUCCAGAACUCGAGCCUAGCGUCCUAAGACAAAACAAUCCAGGACUCGAGCCUAGCGUCCUAAGACAAAACAAUCCAGAACUCGAGCCUAGCGUCCUAAGACAAAACAAUCCAGGACUCGAGCCUAGCGUCCUAAGACAAAACAAUCCAGGACUCGAGCCUAGCGUCUUGAGACAAAACAAUCCAGAACUCGAGCCUAGCGUCCUAAGACAAAACAAUCCAGGACUCGAGCCUAGCGUCCUAAGACAAAACAAUCCAGGACUCGAGCCUAGCGUCCUAAGACAAAACAAUCCAGAACUCGAGCCUAGCGUCCUAAGACAAAACAAUCCAGGACUCGAGCCUAGCGUCCUAAGACAAAACAAUCCAGAACUCGAGCCUAGCGUCCUAAGACAAAACAAUGCAGGACUCGAGCCUAGCGUCCUAAGACAAAACAAUCCAGAACUCGAGCCUAGCGUCCUAAGACAAAACAAUCCAGAACUCGAGCCUAGCGUCCUAAGACAAAACAAUCCAGGACUCGAGCCUAGCGUCCUAAGACAAAACAAUCCAGGACUCGAGCCUAGCGUCCUAAGACAAAACAAUCCAGGACUCGAGCCUAGCGUCCUAAGACAAAACAAUCCAGGACUCGAGCCUAGCGUCCUAAGACAAAACAAUCCAUGA
Macrosteles quadrilineatus (aster leafhopper) is the source of this 1062-nucleotide messenger RNA. Its product is annotated as circumsporozoite protein-like. The record is from RefSeq and is a predicted model, not a curated record. NCBI's taxonomy places the organism in Eukaryota, Metazoa, Arthropoda, Insecta, Hemiptera, Cicadellidae. The transcript is spliced from 2 exons. The coding region runs from base 1 to 1062 and encodes 353 amino acids.